Messenger RNA from Neltuma alba, 1338 nucleotides. RefSeq names its product ankyrin repeat and SAM domain-containing protein 6. Lineage: Eukaryota; Viridiplantae; Streptophyta; Magnoliopsida; Fabales; Fabaceae. The record is from RefSeq and is a predicted model, not a curated record. The transcript is spliced from 6 exons. Gene Ontology annotation, molecular function: protein binding. The coding region runs from base 451 to 1065 and encodes 204 amino acids.
UGGGUGCCAGAGCGGAGCCCCGAAAUGUCCCUUCGGCCCUUCUGCCCUCUCGGCCAGGACCUCUAUUGAUUCUCUUCGUAGCUUCCCCUCUCGCCCUCUCUUCCCCUCCCUAUGCUUCAUCUGCGACAGCGUCAACACUAAUCAAAUCACGCAUUCAAAAAAGUGUCCGCUUUCUUGGUUUUGGCCAACUCAAAGACCGUCAUUGAAUUCAGACUCGCUUUUCUCCGAAUUCGAAUUUUUAUUAUACCCCGUCUUUUUGCUUGUUUUUGAUUCUUUUGUAAGGUUAAGAGGGCUAGGGUUUUCUUUCAUAUUCUCUGAUCCUUUCUGGACGUGGGCAUUCAGCGUCUCGGUAAUUUUGCGUUUGCCUGCUGCGUUCGGUUUCUUGGUGCUGUGAAAUUAGGGUUUAGGAUUAGUGUUGGUUUUUUCUUCAUUUCGAAUUAGCAGUUGAAGAUGUAUGCUGAUCGGGUGGAGACUGGAGCGAGGAGGUCAGUAAAGGAACGUCUUAAUGGCAAUUUUGUCAGUGACUCUGCCCGCCCGCGCCAAAUCACCGGGAAGAGGCAGAGACAAGAAGACAAAUGGGAGCAUGAUCUUUUUGAGGAUGAUGAACCUCGAGUUUCUAAACGCCAGCUCGGUGCUCCUGAUCUUCGCCUGAAGCUUCAGAAAAGGGGGCUUCAACCAGCUGCUCAGAGUGGAAAGAAUUCUGCUACAGGUAUGCGUGAUCUACGUGAAAAGUUAUCAGGGACAAUGACUCAACAGCCUAAAAACUCAGAUCCACCAAAGUCAAAAGUGGAAGCUGUUAAACCAAGCAGUAAAAGUGUCAUUGCUGAGGCUCCUGCGAAAAGAGCAACUAACCCAGCUUCCAAAAAGAAGACAUCACAAAAGGCUGGUACUUCAGUGGAUGAAUUCUUGCAUUCCCUGGGUCUUGGGAAGUAUCUCAUAACUUUUCAAGCUGAAGAAGUUGAUAUGACAGCUCUCAUGCACAUGACUGAUGAUGAUCUCAAGGCUAUGGGUAUACCAAUGGGGCCAAGGAAGAAGAUACUUUUAGCUUUAGAGUCAAAGGGUUGACAAUUGGAAACAGUUAUAUUUUACUUCGUUUGGUAGUGUAAUAUUGUUACAGAUAUAGCUUAUGUUCUAGGCUUAUGUUUAUACUUCAUUAACCUUGUUUCUAACCGCCCUUUCUUUUGGCUUUUCUUUUUAUGCUUUUAUAGCCCCCUUUUUUUCAUCCUCUUCCCUCUACCUCCGCAAGUUUCAUUGAUUGUUAGUGGCAGAAUCAUGCAAUUGAAUAUUGAUAUUAGAUAACUUAAAAUCUGAUAUAAUGGAAUCUAUUAUAGCUCCCUA